AAUAGGGUAUGUUGUUUUCCCUUGAUUUGCUGCCAUUUUUGUGUGCUAUCGCCUCGUGAUGUCUGCUGUCCCACAAUCGUCAGAUAACGAUGCUUGGGCAUUGUUAUCUCUGAUGAAGUCUGCACCAGCAAGUCCUAAAGGCAUACAAUGGCAGCCGGAUCCACAGAACCAGUCUAUUGCCAGAUUAGAAGGAAGAGACUUCGAAUAUUCUAUGCGAAAAAAUCGGAUCACAAUAGGGAGAAAUAGUAGCAAGGGUGAUGUCGACGUAAACAUGGGCCAUUCUAGUUUUAUAUCUCGUGUUCAUCUUGAAAUUUUCUACGAUCAACCUAACUUCUUCAUGAAAUGUGGUGGGAAGAAUGGCAUAUUCAUUGACGGCAUCUUUCAGAGAAAAGGCGCACCGCCUUUACAGCUUCCAAGGACAUGUGUUCUAAGAUUUCCUAGUACAAAUAUUAAGAUUGUGUUCCAGUCUUUAGUAGAAGACAAUCCCCCAACAACAGCCCCACCCCCUCCACAGCUGGAAACCCCACCAAAGAAGAAGGCACCAUUACCUCCAUUAAAGAUCAACAUCCCAGAUCCUGUUCAGCAGCCACGGUUUGAAAGUCCUUGUCCAUCUCCAACAGGGACCAUUAGUGCAGCAAAUUCUUGUCCAACAUCUCCAAGAGGAGGCACAUCAUACCGUCCUAACUUCAUAUCUGAGGCACAGAUAGCUGCCCUGAAUGCUGCUGUAACUUCAAACAGUAGUGCUAACAGUCUUACUAACAAUAAUAGCAUUAAACACGAGGAAAAAGACAAUACCCCAAUGUUACAAAUUAGUGAAACAUCAAAUGGAGCUGGGGGAAGUCCCAAAGAUGAUUCAAAGCCUCCUUAUUCUUACGCACAGUUAAUAGUUCAAGCUAUAUCAUCAGCGCCUGAUAAACAAUUGACACUGAGUGGCAUCUAUGCUUACAUAACAAAAAAUUAUCCUUAUUACAGAACAGCUGACAAAGGUUGGCAGAAUUCAAUACGACAUAAUUUAUCAUUGAAUCGUUAUUUUGUCAAAGUACCUCGAUCACAAGAUGAACCCGGUAAAGGAUCAUUCUGGAGAAUAGAUCCUGCCUCAGAGGCCAAAUUAACAGCACAAGCAUUCAGAAGACGUCGCCAGAGAGGGGUGCCAUGUUUUAGAGCACCAUUUGGGGGCCUUUCCACUAGAUCUGCACCUACAUCUCCUAGUCAGAUGGGAGGUUCAUUUACACCUGACAGUAUGUCACGAGAAGGUAGUCCUAUCCCGGAACAUUCAGAAGAAAGCAUGCCUCCAGCCCCAACCCAAAACUACAUCCAUCAUCAACAUCCACAGAUUAUACCUGCAAGUUCUAUUGCAGAGCUGUGUAGAAUAAGUCAGUCAGCGCCUGGAUCUCCUGCAGCAUCAAGAGUUAUGUCCCCUAUUUCAGUUACAACAAUGCAGCCAUCUGUGUCGACAGUAUCGGCUCUUCAUCAACUUCCCACAGUCAUCACUAAGCCCAAAAUCAUGGUUACAAAUGCUGCCCAGAUGGUGUUGAAUGGACCAUCCCAUACAGUUUCUAAUUCAUCUUUAACUAAUGGGGCCCAUACAGAAAUUAAAAAAGAAAACAGUUUGUCAGCUCUAUCAUUUGAUAAGUUUCAAGGAGUUACAGUUGGUGGUCAGACUGUUAAGCCUGUUACAUUAGUAAGAAAUUUAAUAACAAGUUUAGCCCAACAAGGCGGAAUGUCAGCAACUGGCCAGCCAUUUACUGUGUUGCCGACCAACUCAAGUCAGUCGAGUCAACCAACGGCUAUUCUGCAACAGUCUAUUAGUAGUACAUUGGCAGGGUCACAGGGCUUGACCUUGCUAUCUCAGCAAGGAGGCUUACAGUAUGUUAAUGCCGCAGGGGCAGCUUCGCGGCACUCUGAUGGGCAACAAUCACAGACUCAGUUUUUGGUGACAACUGUAGGUGGUGUUCCGUUGACACUUCCUGUUACGUCAAAACGUCCGGCGGCGGCAGGAGACGGUGAUAGUGCUAUUGAAAACAAACUGAUCAAACUGGAGGAACAAGUCGGGAAAGAAGAACCAAAGGCAGAAUAAAACAAUUGAUUUUUACAGAAAUUUUUACUCUUUUGUCUGUUAGUUGUUAUUGGAGAAAUAUUUUUACACAUUUUAGCUCGGGUGGGUGACAAACACAUGAAAGACUGUUUUUGAUUGGUUAUUUAGAGAUGAUGACUUGAUUGUUUGUUAUUUACGACCUGAUUGUUAAAGACGAUUGAAAUUGACUGUGUGUGGAUAUAUAUAUUUCCACUUUGUAUUAUUAAUAGCAAUACUUCUCAAAAGUUAAUGUUGUCAGUAUUUUUUAUACAGAAAUUCACCGUAAAUUGUGUUUUUAUGGUUUUGAGGGAGGUUGUUACAGUCUUGAAUGAAUAAGUUAUUUCUUCACUCCUGAAUAGACCCCCAAAAAUACAAAUAGAUUAUGAGUUAUUCCCCUUUCUUGGGAUUUGCAAUAGUUCUCAGCUUUGAUAACUUAACAAUAAGCUAUUCGUAACUUCUAAUUUCUUGCAGUGCAUUAUUGUAUGUUGUAUUUGCUUUGUAAAAAAAUAAUAUAGUCUUUGUAGUCAAAUUGAAGUAUAAUUAAAAAAAAAAUGUGUAGAUAAAACAAAAAAUAGAUAUUUUCUUUUGUCUUUUGCUUUUCAAUAUAUCUUAUACAAACCAUUGCUGAGAACAAGAACUUAUCCCUUGAAAGCUGAGUAACUUAUUUCUGUAUUGUUUUAUUGUCAAUUUCUGAAUAUAUGACAUGACUUAAUGAAGUACUAUAUAUACACGAUAAAACUAAAGAUUUUUUUUUUCUUUUUCAACCUACCCCUAGUUGGAUUUGACACAUCAUAGUCUAACUUGACCACCUUAUGGAAUGGACAUGUUUCUUCUUGUUGUAUUUAACUUUCAGGUAUAAUUUAUUUAUAUAUUAUAAGUAUGUGUAUUGAUAAUUUCUUAAAAAAAAAAAAAAAUAAGUUCAGGGGGCAUGGGUUGAAAAAGGGAAUUUCUUUAGAGCUGUAGUGUAAAUGUAAUUUGUUAUAGAGCAAGAGACUCUCUAAACAUCUUUGUUUUUAAUCCUGUAAAGUAGUAAUUAAUGCAAUGUACAAAGUAAAGUUUUUAAGCAUUAACAGUUUGUGGUUAUUUAAAAAAAAAUCUGCCUUUAGAGCACAUGUUUUCUGAUAGUUCGGGUGUCACAUGGGCAAUACUUAAAUAAUUAGAAAUGGUUUGGGAAUAUAAAUAAAUAACUGGUCUUCUAAUGGCAUUACUGUUAGCAUGUUUUAAACACACAAAUAAAAGUUGUGAUAAUUGGCUGACAAACGCUUUGACAAAUCAAAUUUCACCAACUUUAUUGGAAGAUAUUUUAUUUUGAAAAAAAUGUCAUAUUUCCAAAAAUAUAAAGUGAUAAUGAAAAAAGCCCAUGGUCUGAUGUAAAUCAAGUUUGUAGAAUAAAGUCCUGAUAUUUACAUUUUAUCCUUUUUGACCUAAUUCAUUGAUUGUUGUUUUCUUGUUAGAAAUAACUUAAUAUUUGCUAAAUCUUGCAAAUGAUUUUGAGGGAGUUAUCUUCUUUGAUAUAUGAUUUCAUGAUGAUUUCCUUAGUGAAUAAAAUAAUGCAAACAUCAUGUUUAUUUUACAUAUCAUGUUGGAAAAGAUUUUUUUUUCGAUGGUGGACUUGGUAUAUGAUAAAAUGAAAAAGUUAUUUGGUUUUAUUAAAAAACUGAAAAAAUUACUCACUCUUAAAAGCAUUACCCGGUAAAUGGAACAAGUUUAUAUAGAAGGCAGCAUUUAGCUCAUAUUUUACAUAAAAUACAUGUUUGUCUACUGAUAAUAAAGAUAUAAAAUUUGAAUGAAGUAGAAAAAAAAAAUGAUAGAAAUUAAUUUAUUGUCUGCACAAAUAUUUUUUGUUGUUGUUUACACAUUGUAAGAAUGUUUUCUAAUGAUAUUGUUUAUCUAUGAAGUUGGGGAGCAUCUUUUAAUGUUUUGAAGGGAGGUUGGCAGUUUGGUUUAAAGAACAUUGCUUUUAUAAUUAAAAAAAAAAGUGAAUGUUUUAAAAAAAUGAAGAUAUGACCAUAUUUUGUAUAAAAGAUGGGAACAGAAAAAAAUAGAAAAUUGGUUUUGGACAAGAUCUGUAUAUGUGAGAAUAUGCAAGUUAUAAGAGUUUAAGAAAGGUACAUAACUCUGAAUGUUUUGUCUGCAUAUUUGAUAUAGACAAACAAUAACAAAUUGUAUCAUUAUGCUGAAACAAGUAUCAAUAGGCAGUUUUUAUAAACCUUGUACUAUCAAAAGGACAUAUUGCAUCUGAAAAUAAACUACAGUCCUUGGUGAAGCAAUGCAUGUAAAGUGAAGAUAUAUAUGGAUAUUUUUUUAUCAUGAUUAGUUGCAAAAUAUUAAGGUAUUUGAGUGGACAUAAUCCUAGAUAAUUCAAUCCUUUAUAUGUACGGAUUAUCAUAUUAAUGAACUGGUAUAAACAGAUAAAACUUUGUACGAGACCAGGAUGAUUUGUGUUGAGAGAAUUUGUUGUUGGAGAUGUGAUUUUAUCAAUUAAUAAUAGUGCUGAUAACUUUCUGUGUUAAAUUGUAAUUAUGGAUCUACGUUUGGAUAGAUUCUCAUGAUUGUUUAAUUGCUUGUAUGUAAAAAUUAAUUGUUUUUCUUUGUUGAAAAAUGCAAAUAUAGUAUCUAACUUUGUUGUGAUAAAACAUUAAAGCUCAGUCCGUUUAUUUAUCAAAAUCAUUUGCAUUCUGGGUAAUUAAGAUUAAUGCUAAGGGCUGUUUUACUAACUAUACAUUGUACCCAAGGAAGGCACUUUAAAACAAAACUCAGUUAUAACCCUUUUAAACAAAUUUGGUUUAUCAUGUACAUUUUUGUUGUACUUUAACCUACUCAUUGGGGAGAUCCAAAUUGCCUUCUUUGGAUCCUCUGUAUGUUUUUCUUGAACAUUUCAAGCCUCGUGAUUGCAAGUUUAAAACAGCCUCUUUUUGACUGAAUAUUUAUGGCAGCCUCAUUGUGACUGAACAAUUUAGACAGUCUUAAUUGUGGUGAAUUUCUUUUAAUGAUAUUCAACCAUCACUUGUGGAAGAAGUGAAAUGCCCAGCUUUUUGUUGUUUAAUACAUAUUUAUUAGAUUUAUUUGAAUUAUUUAAAGAUAGCCAUGUUUUAUUGGCAAGUUAUGAUGACUAAUGCUUUAUUACAAAUUGAUACAUAGAUUAUAAUAUGAAUUAAUAAUCUUCAAUUUGAACUGCUAAUUCUCUGUUAUUUCUCUUUUAAUUUCAACAAUAGUUGUAACUUGAUGACCUGAAUUUUAUGGCAAACUCCAUAAACUGCUUAGAAUUUUCCCUUGAUUAAGAAAUAAUUCUUCAUACUUACUUAUGACAGUUGUUUAAUCUCUAAAAAUCAUUGUUACUCAAGAAUAAGACAUAACAAAUGAAAGUUCAUUUUAAAUUAAACAAAAAUCAAAUUAGGAAAUUUAAUCAUCAAUAUCGAUUUAUUGUACAUCAUUGUACAUUCAUACAUAAAUUCAGAUUUCAACCAAUUUCAUAAAAUGUUUGAUCAAAUUAUUUGUUUUCAAACAUUACAAAAGCAUAUGUUAUGAUUUUUACCCAUAAUUUUUCAAGCUAACAAUAUAUACUGAUGAUUAUGGAUUGAAAAUGUUCAUUGUAAUUUAUUAUUUUGUAUUGUCUUCAUUAACAUUAUUGUGGACAUUGUAAAUAGAAAUGUAACAGUGUUGUUCUCUUCAUUGGUGAACAACUAUAUUGUUGUUCCACAUCAUUGGUGAACAACUAUAGUGUUGUUCUCUCAACUGGGGAACAAUCAUAUUGUUGUCCUCUUCAUUGGUGAACAACCAUAUUGUUGUUCCACAUCAUUGAUAGACAACUGUAGUGUUGUUCUCUCAACUGGGGAACAAUCAUAUUGUUGUCCUCUUCAUUGGUGAACAACCAUAUUGUUGUUCUCUUCACUGGGGAACAACUAUAUUGUUGUUCUCUUCACUUGGGAACAACUAUAUUGUUGUUCUCUUCACUGGGGAACAACUAUAUUGUUGUUUUCAUCACUGUUGAACAAUUAUAUUUUGUAUCAUUGGUAUUUAAUAACUGGAUAGUAAAAAUGGUAUGUCCCAUCAGUGGGUUGUACCACUCUGAUCAAUAAAAAUAUUGUUUUA
Molecule: messenger RNA, 6166 nt
Organism: Mytilus trossulus (common blue mussel)
Lineage: Eukaryota; Metazoa; Mollusca; Bivalvia; Mytilida; Mytilidae
Product: forkhead box protein K2-like
Exons: 8
Coding region: 59-2077 (672 amino acids)
Biological process (GO): regulation of transcription by RNA polymerase II
Molecular function (GO): DNA-binding transcription factor activity, RNA polymerase II-specific; RNA polymerase II cis-regulatory region sequence-specific DNA binding; protein binding
Source: RefSeq, a predicted model, not a curated record